CCCACUACUAGCGAUAUUCGAAACCAUCACUCUACGAAAUGUCUUCAAAACGCAAGUGGGCCGAUGCACCAGAGGAUGGCGAGUCUCCAGCUAAAGUCGCAAAGGUGGAGGAAGGCAAGAGUCCGUCAAAUCCUGCUGCCGCCGCCGCUGCCAUCGCCGCCAAAAUUGCAGCACAGUUCAGCGCAGGGACGACAAGUAAUGGGGGCUCGACACCUGGACAAAAAGACCCUUUCGACGCUGAGUUCACGCAUGAUAUCGACAUCAACGAUGUCAGGAAUCGCUAUAUGUUAACGAAGGGGUCGACGCAAACACAGAUUCACGAAGAGACUGGAGCCUCUAUCAGCACGAAGGGUGUGUGGUAUCCAGACCGGGCAAAGGCGACUGAGAAGGAUCCACCGCUGUAUCUGCAUAUUGCUGCUACUACCAAGGAAAUUCUGCAGAAGGCGGUCGACAAAGUGAACGAGCUCAUCUCAAUUGAUAUGGGCUCUUUGGUUGAUGAUAAGAAGGACGGUCGUCGUGAAAGACGAAAAUGGCCGGAGGAAAAAAUACCAGUUGGUCUUGAGUCUAUCCGUAACUUCAACGUUCGCGCAAAAGUCGUUGGACCUACGGGCAUGUUCGUCAAGUAUAUACAACAGGAGACUGGCACUCGGGUGCAGAUCAAGGGGCUCGGAUCAGGUUUCGUUGAUCAAGAGACAGGUCGAGAAUCGGAUGAACCCAUGCAUAUUCAUAUAACGCGAGGCCAGGUCGCGCGCGCGAAAGUUCUGACUGACGAUCUGCUCGAAGUUGUCCGCGACGAGCAUGCCAAAGUGAAAGCCGUCAUUCACCAACAACAGAUGGAGCUCCAUCAAGCGCAAGCCCAGUACGCCGCUUACAGCGCCUUCGCCGUAUGUAUAGGUUAUGUACCCCCUCCUCCGUCCGGCGCACCACCACCACCUCCGCCAGGAGAUCAGCCGCCGCCACCACCUCCAGAUGGUGGUGUCCCUCCCGCCCCUCCUAUGGGCGGAGCAACGCCCUCUGCCGCUGGCCCUCCAGCGGCAACGGACACGGAUGCAUUUGCCGCAUACUGGGCUGCGUAUGGCUACGACGUCAAUUCGCCGCAGUUCAAAGAAUGGCAAGCGAGUCAAUCGCAAUAUGCCCAAUACUACGCACAAGGAUACGGUGGGCAAGAAGGCGCACCUCCACCAAGUGAACCAGCACCACCUCCCUCAUAAUGAUCUCACGGCUUUCUUCGUGGCAUCUUUUUUUGUUUGGCUGAUCUUUCUACACAACGCUAGUGGAACAGUUGGUGAUGACGCGACUGGUCCUCUUUCAGUUCAAAACUAGCUGCGCAUAAUUCGAUGCUCAUUCAUUUAGGGAUUAUACUCGUCCUUGUUCUCAUCUGACUUUGUAUGUAGCACGUCUGCUUUUGUAGUAGCCUUCCAUCUUCUGUGCUGCCUCUCCCCUCAGCCUCUC
Molecule: messenger RNA, 1452 nt
Organism: Heterobasidion irregulare TC 32-1
Lineage: Eukaryota; Fungi; Basidiomycota; Agaricomycetes; Russulales; Bondarzewiaceae
Exons: 7
Coding region: 39-1211 (390 amino acids)
Cellular component (GO): nucleus
Molecular function (GO): RNA binding
Source: RefSeq, a predicted model, not a curated record